CCUAUUUGGAGAGAGAGAAGCAGAAGUGUGCAGACCUUGAGGUAGGAACUGAUAGUGAAAGCACAUCAUGGGUGAUUUGACUAUAAAAAUACACAAAAUUAGUAUUAUAGUAUGAAUUAGUUAUUUUAAUACAAAAUUGGUGAUGUGUUAAAAUUAAAACUUGAAAUUAUGACAUUGGUGAUAUAAUAUAGAUUGCUAACACAACAUUGUUGAUCAAAUUUAGAUUAUGUAAGGUUGGCUCAACUAUGGUGUUAUAAUAUAGAUUAUAGAUAUAUCAUUUAAGCAUGUUUGGGAAAUUAUCUUUUAUUUAAAAAAAUUUCAAUAGAGCCUUUGCAAAAACUGUGAUUAAAUUCACACAUGCCUAGGAUAGAUUUAUUAAAAUUUUUGGAACACUUGAAUUUGUGAAGUAAAUUUAUGCCAUUAAUGCAUUAGUUCCGCUCCUAGCUAUAUGUGAUAAAGAAGCAAUAACACAUUCAUUUUGUGAUUAUAAAAAAAAACACUUUGUUUACAAACUCAUGAGUGCAUCAGAUGAUCUAGCAGGCAUAAACUCAUACAACUAAAUUUGAUCUAAUACAUUUGUGAUUCUCAGGAAAACCUUUAUAGCAGCACUCUGGCCAGACAGUUGGACCUUCAAGAUAUCUGGAGACUUGUACAGAAAGAUGUAGAAACUGAAUGUCAAGACCAACAGGUAAAAAGAUGCAUUCUUAAAAACUGAAGACUCUUGACAAAGAUCACGUUAUAACUUGACAGUGUAGAUUAUAAUUAGAUCAAUAGGCUACUUAACUAGACAAUUAGUAUAAGUCUCUGCAAUCUUUUGGUAAUUUUGUGAGAAAAGAUUUUCUAAUUCAUUGAAAAUAGCAGCAAACCAUAAUGCAAACAAACCUAUGAGAUCCAUUUUUUUCCCACUCUGUGCCAUUGAAAUCACUCUGUGUGCAAUUGAAAUCACACAGCCUGCCUUUUUUUUAUUAGCAUGCCUUAGGUUGCCGACCAGGCCUGCACAACUUAAAAUGUAAGGAGGGCCAUAAUACUUUAUGAAAAAAUUGUGCGGGCCAAAAGAUAAUAGGACUUGGGGGAAAGCUAUUAAGAAAAUAAUAAAGAAUAAUUCAUUAAUUCAUGGGCCGCUAGGUGCUGGCGUGCUUUCAUGUUGUGCAGGCCUGAUAUAGACCAUACAUAGAUCAGCACAUAUCUAGAAUAUUUACUAUAGAUCAGUACAUAACAUGACUAUACACUAUUGAUUAGCUUAUACAGACAUAUACUACAUAUCAGCACAUAACUAAGCCAUAUACUGCAGUUGUUCAGCGCAAACGGCUAUUUAAAUGCAUUUCUUAAACACAAUAAAUGAAUGUUAUUACUUUACUGCAGGAUGAUAGCUUCAAUCCAAACAGCCCCGAUAAGAUCAAGGAGAGUAUUAAAAGAGAUAUCGAGACUUUGAGAGUAAAACUUGAAAAGAGGGAUGCAGCCUUAGGGGCUUUGGUAAGUUAUUGUUGUACAAGAAGUGGGCCUUUAUCCAAUACUUCUAGCUUACAGUAAACAGGGUUACAAAAUAUCAGACUUAACUCUUUGCCUUCUCAGUUUCUCUCUGGGUGUGGACUGAGUUCAAUUUCAGUGAAUUAAAAAAUGUAGUGCCAACAAAAAAAAUGACCAAUAGUAGCUGGACAUCCUUGAAUUUAAAAAGUUGACAGUCAUGCAAAUAAAGCAGUUUCUAAAAUUUCCUGGUUGGCUCAUGGAUUUAUGUAUCCCAUCAAUCAUAAUUCAAAAUUAAAUUUAGUUAAUAAAGUCAAUUAAGUUGGAUUUUAUUGACAGGAUACGUUAAAACUAUUAGUUAAGGAUGCUUAAGACACGCUGUUAUUCAUCGAUACCCCAUACAUUUGCUUAACAGAAUUUCAUCGUUUUAAUUUUUCUGACUAAGUAGGAUUUACAACUGUUGUUAGAAUCCUCUAGUUACAUAAAGAUCAUGAUUUCCAUUUUAUGAAAUGAUUGAAACUCAUAUUGACUUGGAUAUUCCCCUCUUUAACCUGAUAGCUGACUAAGUGGUGUUGAAUUAGGACCACUUCUAAUUGAUUUCUUAUCAUUAUUUUUAAUACUUUUUUUUCAAUACAUACUUUGAUAAAAAAAAUAAUGUGUCAAUGAAUAUAUCCAAUCUUAGAAACCACACCAUUACGAGGUUAUAUCUGAAUUUGUGUCCGACUUAGGUUCUACUCAAUUAUUAAUAGUAGUGAGUAAAAUGGGUUAGAUAGCUAAGAAAAUAAAAAGUUUUAACUGGUAAAUUUAACUCUAACAGAAUGAAAAUAUGUUUUUACAUCCUUUAAUAAUUUGAAGUUGCUGGGAGAAUAGUUUUCAGGUAACUUCACUUUCUUCCCUCAGAAAAGACAUAACCUUAACUUAUCAUUGUCAUGGAACAAUGAGGACAUCGACCUGCCGUCCACGUGGCACAGUAACCAUAGACUGUCACCAGGAUCACCACUUGUUGGUAAGGUGAUGGCUAGAUUUUUUGUGCAACUAUCAAGUAUGUUCUAUGAACAUGUUGAGAGAAAUGGGACUUGUUGUUAAUGUCUUGUUCAUCAUGCCUUGAGUUUUGGUGUAACUAUUUAAAUAUGUUCUAUGAACAUGUUUAGGGAAAAGGGACUUGUUGAUAACCACUGUGAAAGUAGGCUGAAAUGCCCAAUGAUGCUAAAAGUGUGUGCAUUAAAACACAUCUACCUGUUGGACCAACUUUGGCCAUCUUGAUUAUUGACACAAUUAACAACUGCCCAUAACAUUAACUUGUUUUUUUUCACUGACAAAAAUGUAAUAGAUGUUUCCACAACAAAACAUUUUAUGUUUGUAUAAGAUCUUAUAGUAUAGGCCUAAAUGAUAAAAUUUGUGAUCAUAUCUCUAAGUCUGAAGGGAGAUAAUUUCUGUUUUAUUCUAUUCCAUAACAGGCUAUUAGAAACUUUAUAGAGGAUAUAAUGUCAACUCAUUUUGAUCAUUUUCUUGACUUUCCAGAUGCCCUCAGUAUAGAUGUUUUCAAUGGUAAUCUCCCAAUGUACGCCAUGAAAUACCCUUACACAGCAUCUGUUGUGUCUUGUGAAGAUGUUGAUUGCUAUGAGUGCAAAGCUGCUCGAAUGGUGCUGCAAAACAGGUCAAUAUUAUAAAGUCAAAUAAGACUUAUGCAGUUUCCAAAACUUUUUUAAAUAGUGUUGUGGUUUGUACGGCAUUCUUUUUUUGCACUCAAUCCCAAGGUCAUGUCUAAGUUGAUAGAUUCAUUCGGGCCAUAUCCUUUGUGUUGUUACUGUAACACACACAUUUAUAAAACAGAACAAUCUUAUUUGGGAAAAAAUAAGCUUACCUUAUGAUUUUUAACUGCAUUAUUAGAUUCUGGUUCUAGGUUAUAAUAAAAUAUCAACAGGUCUUAUUUAAAUUUUUCAGGUACACAACAUCCUGUCCAUCUAUUGGACCUACAGACAAUGGUCAACAGGAACACAUGCCCUCCAAAAAGUAUUCCUUUGCCACCAAUAGUAACGUCUGCAAUGGCAAUGAUGAGCAGCACCCAGCAAGUUCAGCUCCACCAACAAAAGUAUCAUCAGAGUCCUGCUCUAAUCCUCACAAUAGGCAGAGAAGUCUUUACGGUAUUCACCGGAGACAGGACUUCAUUAGAAGUUCUGGGAGGUACCUCCUUGACAAACCCAUCAGUUCUAAUCAUCAGUUUGAGGACCAUUCUCACAACAUGGCCCAAAGCUCAGCUGGCAGCAGAUCUAAAGAUUUAUAUCCUGUUCUAGACUCCAAUGUCAACAAUUCAUCUUGUCCAGUUGUCAGCUGGUCAUCGGACAAUAUAUUAACUGUUGCUGACACAACUGAGUCUAAUCUAAGAGCCCGGAGGUCCAGUUUCAGGAAAGCUGUAGAAAACAACCAAGACAGUGAAUCUGACUCUUGUGGUACAAAACUUUAUGAUGUUAACACAAUUUCCGAGGAACUUCGGAGGCCAAGUUUUCAUGCUGCCAUAGAGCAUGGCAGAGGAGUCAAUGCAGAUGUGUCAAUGAAAAGGAAAGUUGUGCAAAUUAAUCCACCAGAAACGUUAAAAAUCAGGACUAAAACGAUUAAGGAUUACAGUCUGCCUUCCAAUGACGAUAUCAUGGAUAGUGUCCAGCCAGACACUCCCAAGACUGUCAAGUUUCAGAUUGAGGAGGAUCAAGAUUCGGAUAGUCAAGUUUACACUGGAGCUCUGGCCUGGGGGUCAAGUGUGGCCAGGACAGAGAAUGCCAUUGCAUUGUCAUCAUUAUCCUUUCCUUCACUUUCAUCAUCCAUCACAUCCUCCUCUGUGUUUACAUCACCACCAUCACCAUUUGAACCUGGUCACGGUGGCUGCAAUCAAAGUUUCUCAAGGUGUGGUAACCAAAAAAUUCUUUUUAUAGACAUUUUGUUUUUUUUGUGUUUUUUUUGUUGCUUUAUUUUUGUAACCUUGCGGUCCCCUCCUCCCCCCCCUCCUUUUUUUGUUCUUCAGACAUGGCUAAUGGAUUGAUUCCACCAACUAUUUAAAUUUAAAAAGAUAAACUUUGACUGUUAUAAAGCUCAAAUUUAUAAAAUGCACCACUGGUGUUUCCUCACAAGUAUGAUAAAGCAUUCUUUUUGACAUUUAUUAAAUGACUUGGUGAUAAGCCUUCUUCAGUAGACAAAGUUCUUAUAGAUCAUAGGCCUGAUCAGUGGCGUAGCUAGGCAGGUGCGGGGGUGCGGACCGCACCAGGUAACACCAUCCCAGGGGGUGACACCAAAUUGAAAAAUAUUUACAGAGCACACACUGCUCGGUCAAACCGAAUUUCAUUAACGGUUAACCUAUCACAUGUAAAUUUUCCACACAUGUAAUCAAUCGAAAUGCCUCCUUAAUUAAAAUUUCAAGGUUGAUGCUUCAGAAAUGACGUGACCCUAUAAUUAGCUCAGAAAAACACCGUUUUGAUAAAGACUCAAUGCCGAUUGAAGUGUUUGGUAACUUUCGUAAUUCACAGGAAGCUAUAUUUAUCUAAAUUUUUCGACAUAAAGCUUUGAAUUGACUCUAAAUAAGAUGCGGACUGGCAAUCCUAAGGACAUGAAUGGAAUUGAUAAAAAUUAAAAAACAUUGCUAUGAUGUGGACUUUUUAUAACAAGAAUAAAUCCAUCGUGGAAGUUGGGGGUGCUACACCAUGAGUUUGCCACACCGGGUGACACCAACCUUAGCAAGGCCACUGGGCCUGAUGAUGUAGUCAUAUCUGUAUAUGUGUUUGUAUCAUAGCCUGUUGAUGUAGUAUAUAAUGUAUAAAUGUUUAAUCUAAGUAUCGUCACAAUAAAAAACACUGAGUAAUAUUGUAAAUAAAAAUGAAAAAAAUAUGACAACAGACCCCAAAACACAUUGCAAAUAAUAUAAAUUUAAAAAAAACAACCCAGAACAAAUAAGACCAGGCUAGUUUUAUUUGAAAAAUCUGUUUCAAACUAUGUACAUAAUGCUGUCUUUGGGUAGAAAAAAUAAAAUAUAAUGCUGUUAUGUGUUGUAUCUAGCUUCAAUAAUCUGUACUACAAAAUGACAUAUCUGUCUUUUUGUGAUGCUAGAUCUGCUUCUAUGCAAGGCUACCACAACCUUGAUGUGAUCCUAGACAAUGCAUAUUCUUAUGUGUCCAAGUCAAUAGAGGACUGGGAUAUGUCACCACAACAUACAGGCAACUGCAUUGACUUCUGUGGUGAAUUUAUGAAUAGAACUGAGUAAAUACAUUUUAGCUGUUUGACUUUUAUGUGAAUUAUUAUUACUAUAAAUUAGCAUUUUUUUAUGAGCAAAAGAUAAAAUCUUUAGUUCAUCAUCCAAAUCGGGUAGCCAUUUGGGCAUGCGCCCUUUGGCUGCUUGGUACCGGUACAAAGAAAGUUAUUUAUUUGGGCAUGUGCCAUUUGACUGAUGGUCACAAAGACAUUUGUUUGCGCAUGUGUCCUUUGACCUCUUGACACAAACAAAGUCAUCUAUUUGGGCAUGUGCCUUUGGGCAGUUUGGAUCAAACAAAGUCAUUUAUUUUCAUCAGAAAUUUCAUCCCCCAAAAAAGUAAACAGCACAUCUACCUGAAUUAAAACAGUCAAAAUAUAAUCUUGUUAGUGAAGUCAGUAGGACUUCAGGCUUGUGAAGUGCAGCUUUUCUAUACAAUCCCCAUUCUGGUCAAUUUUGUUAAAAACUUGUUUUCCUCCAAAUAUGUCUUAACUAGUUUGAAUUUUAAAAUAAAAUUUCCUGGAAUUAAAUCAAGGAUUCUGUAACAAAAAUAUAAAUAGAGGUUUUACCAGAGAAAUAUCCUGAUCUUUUGUCUUCUUCAUGAGUAAAAUUAGACAAGUUUCCUUGUUGUAUCAUAGUAUCAUUUUGCUUACUGUAACCGGAUUGUCAUGUAUCAAAGUGUGGGAAUUACUAAAAAUUUAAAAAAAUAAAGUUAAGUUAGUCAUCAGCUUCAAGAACAAUGGGAAACAGUUUCAUGUUCUAUUCCUGUUUUAUUUUCAUUUCAGCUACGAACAGGAGACUUUGGAGUAUCUCACAGGCUCAUGGGAGGUAAUCAUCUAUUUUUUAUAA
Messenger RNA from Lymnaea stagnalis (great pond snail), 6544 nucleotides. Lineage: Eukaryota; Metazoa; Mollusca; Gastropoda; Lymnaeidae. The record is from the annotation of a GenBank genome assembly.